AGGUUGUGGUUGUAGUCGGGACCUGGCCCGUCCCCUUGAGGUCUCCGGGGUUGGCGCGCCCCUGAGCCCCGCCGCCCGCUUUCGGCCUGUCAGCUGGCGGUAGACCUCAGGCGCCCGCGCGCCCGCUCUCCUGAGGCUGGGCCCCACCUGCGACGCUGGUAGCUCCAGGCGCUUACAGGUGCUCGACCGCGGAGGCGACUAGGGUCCCUCUCAGUCCCACCACUGCGUCCUAUCAGUCGGCCAUUCCUCUGGUGCCCCGAGUUGCCGCUGCCCCAGGGGUUGGGAGCGCCAGGGUUCCAGACUGACGUACUCCGCCCGCUCCCGCGUGGCCCGCGUCGGAGCUGCCCACCCUGGCAGAGCUGUCACCGGCGAUGUCGCCUCUCCGGCUGCACCCUCCAGCGCCUUGGCUUCUCCCAGUCCAGGCCGCACGUUCGCGCUUCUGGAGAUUUCUUUUGCAUCCUACCGCAUCAUCUUCACUUUAGGGUCUCCAGGCCAGGGCAAUGUUCCGCACCGCAGUGAUGAUGGCGGCCAGCCUGGCGCUGACUGGGGCCGUGGUGGCUCACGCCUACUACCUCAAGCACCAGUUCUACCCCACUGUGGUGUACCUGACCAAGUCCAGCCCCAGCAUGGCAGUUCUGUACAUCCAGGCUUUCGUCCUCGUCUUCCUCUUGGGCAAGGCGAUGGGCAAGGUGUUCUUUGGACAGCUGAGGGCAGCAGAGAUGGAGCACCUUCUGGAACGUUCCUGGUAUGCUGUCACUGAAACUUGUCUGGCCUUCACCGUCUUUCGGGAUGACUUCAGCCCCCGCUUUGUCGCCCUCUUCACUCUCCUCCUCUUCCUCAAGUGUUUCCACUGGCUGGCUGAGGACCGAGUGGACUUUAUGGAACGCAGCCCCAAUAUCUCCUGGCUCUUUCACUGCCGCAUUAUCUCCCUUAUGUUCCUCCUGGGUAUCCUGGACUUCCUCUUCGUCAGCCAUGCCUAUCACAGCAUCCUGACCCGUGGGGCCUCUGUGCAGCUGGUGUUUGGCUUUGAGUAUGCCAUCCUGAUGACCAUGGUGCUCACCAUCUUCAUCAAGUACAUCCUGCACUCCGUGGACCUCCAGAGCGAAAACCCCUGGGACAACAAGGCUGUGUACAUGCUCUACACGGAGCUCUUCACAGGCUUCAUUAAGGUGCUCCUGUACAUGGCUUUCAUGACCAUCAUGAUCAAGGUGCACACCUUCCCUCUCUUCGCCAUCCGGCCUAUGUACCUGGCCAUGAGACAGUUCAAGAAAGCUGUCACAGACGCCAUCAUGUCUCGCCGAGCGAUCCGCAAUAUGAACACAUUGUACCCAGAUGCCACCCCAGAGGAACUCCAGGCAAUGGACAAUGUCUGCAUCAUCUGUCGAGAAGAGAUGGUGACUGGUGCCAAGAGACUGCCCUGCAACCACAUUUUCCAUACCAGCUGCCUGCGCUCCUGGUUCCAGCGGCAGCAGACCUGCCCUACCUGCCGUAUGGAUGUCCUUCGUGCAUCGCUGCCAACGCAGUCACCACCGCCCCCUGAACCUGCAGAUCAGGGGCCACCACCUGCCCCCCACCCACCACCACUCCUCCCCCAGCCCCCCAAUUUCCCCCAGGGCCUCCUGCCUCCCUUUCCUCCAGGCAUGUUCCCGCUGUGGCCCCCCAUGGGCCCCUUUCCACCCGUCCCACCUCCCCCCAGCUCAGGAGAGGCUGUGGCCCCUCCAUCCACCAGUGCAGCAGCCCUUUCUCGGCCCAGUGGAGCAGCCACAACCACAGCUGCUUCUGCUGCCUCUGGCUCGGCACCUGGCUCUGCCCCCGCCGAGGCUGCCCCUGCCCCGGGCUUCCCCUUCCCCCCUCCCUGGAUGGGCAUGCCGCUGCCUCCACCCUUUGCCUUCCCCCCAAUGCCCGUGCCCCCUGCUGGCUUUGCUGGGCUGACCCCAGAGGAACUGCAGGCUCUGGAAGGCCACGAGCGGCAGCACCUGGAGGCCCGGCUGCAGAGCUUGCGGAACAUCCACACGCUGCUGGACGCAGCCAUGCUGCAAAUCAACCAGUACCUCACCGUGCUCGCCUCUUUGGGGCCCCCCCGGCCUGCCACCUCAGUCAACCCCACUGAGGAGACUGCCCCUACAGUUGUCGCUGCUGCCUCCUCCACCAGCAUGCCCAGCUCCGAGGCCACCACCCCGUCCCUAGGAGCCUCCCCACUAGCCCCUGAACCCGAAAAGCCUCCAGCUCCCGAGUCAGUGGGCACCGAGGAGCUACCCGAGGACGGAGAGCCCGAUGCCGCAGAGCUCCGUCGCCGCCGCCUGCAGAAAUUGGAAUCCCCUGUUGCCCACUGACACUGCCCCGGUCCUGCCCCCUGCCCCCCUCUCUCGAGCAGCCCUUGCUGGAACAUGUCCUGCCACCAAGUGCCAGCUCCCUCUAUCUGUACCAGGGAGUAGUACCAGCUGAGACAGAGGAGGUGGCAUGCCCUAGACCAAGGGGAAGGAGGCCUAAGGCCCCAGCUGACUCCAGUCCUUCCAGUCCCGGGCAGCCAUGGGGACCCUGGGUCAGUUCCAGCCUUCCUCUUCUACCCUUCAGCCCUGUGUUCUGCUGCGGCUGUGCAGCACAAGGGUACAGCCUCUGAGAAGCCCUCUGCCCCCACCCCCUUCUGGGAGACGGGGCAGCCCCUCCGAGCACCGCCUGUGUGUGUGGAGUCCCGCUGCAGUGCCAGACAGUAUUAGCUCCUGUUCCCAGUGUGGACUCCUGGGGCUGGGGGCCGGCUAGGAACUCGCUCCCUGGCCCACCCACCAAGACUGGUACUGAUAUCCUUACCUUACCCUCAACUCCCUGGAAGCCCUUUGUGGUGGUGGCUGUGUCCCUUAUGCCCUGUGGCAUUUCCAUGCAACCACACAACUCAGGGAAAGGAGUGCCUGGGGCAGAGAGGGAGGGCAGCACUGAGGGACCCUGCCCUGCCCCUCCCCCCAGACCCCUCUCCCCGCAGUUUGUUUAACGUGAGACGGUCCCUGGUCUUACCCAGCAGCCACUGCCCAGCCUCACUCCAGGUGGAGGGCUUGUGUCUGCUCUGGAACCACUGCAAGCCCCAGAAUCCUCGCAAGGCCAUUUCUCAACUUUCAAAGUUUAGAAGACUUGGAAUUACUUACUUGCUAUUACCUGUUGGCUUACAUUUUGUCUUUGAAUUUGAAUGCUUGACCCCAGGAAAGGAGCAGGAGUGCCAGGUUCCUGAUCUUUCUGGUUUAGAAAAGGUUCUGGGCCAGGUAGGGAACACAGGAGCCAAGGCCUGCCUGCCUGCCUUUUUCCCUCAGUUUUGUGUUACAUGAGUUGCUGGAGAGUUUCAGAUGAUUAUUUAAUUUGUAAAUAUUGUACAAAUUUUAAUAGCUUAAAUUGUAUAUACAGCCAAAUAAAAACUUGCAUUAA
Rhinolophus ferrumequinum (greater horseshoe bat) is the source of this 3411-nucleotide messenger RNA. It is a transcript of the gene SYVN1, whose product is annotated as synoviolin 1. The coding region runs from base 501 to 2333 and encodes 610 amino acids. Gene Ontology annotation, cellular component: cytoplasm. The record is from RefSeq and is a predicted model, not a curated record. The transcript has 16 exons. Lineage: Eukaryota; Metazoa; Chordata; Mammalia; Chiroptera; Rhinolophidae.